Molecule: messenger RNA, 4216 nt
Organism: Paramuricea clavata
Lineage: Eukaryota; Metazoa; Cnidaria; Anthozoa; Malacalcyonacea; Plexauridae
Source: the annotation of a GenBank genome assembly
UUCCAGUUCCAACAAGGUUUGUGAAUUUCCCGCGCAAUACCACCGUGAACGAGAGUGACGUAGCGGAAGUCACGUGUGGUGGCUAUGGUAACCCUGUUCCUGACAUCACGUGGUCAUUGAACGGACAUAUGCUGACCAAUAGCAGCAGAGUAACUGUCAUUGGUGGAAAUCUGCUGAUAAGGAAUGUUAGAAGAAAUGAUACCGGAAUGUACUCUUGUACUGUUGAGAAUUUUUUGAGAAGCCAAACAUCUUCAGCUUAUUUAACUGUUCAAGGUAAAAUGUUUUAUAAAUGUUAUUUAAAUUAAUCAAAAAUCAGUUGUAUUUUAGUAGUUUGUCAAGUCACAUGUGGAUUUUAAAAUCUCAGAUUAUUUUAAAAUAUUCUCUUUCUUUCUUUUAUAUUUCCCAGUCUCUCCAACGAUUCACGAAGUCCUCGGCCCAUCUCGGGUGCAAUGGAAGCAGAAUAUUUUAUUUUCCUGCAAACUAGAUGGAGUCCCCACCCCCCGUGUUAUCUGGUUUAAGGACAUGAGCAAAAUCCCAUACACCUCAAGGAUAUAUGCGCGAGGGAGUGAGUUACAUAUCAUAUCCUCGGGAAACGAUGAUACUGGAAAUUAUACUUGUGAAGCAUCUAAUGUAGUUGGUUCAACUAAAAUGACGAGACAACUUAUUGUUGAAGGUGGGUAAAAUUAAACUAAACUAAAUAUCUAAUUUGUGCUGAAUAGUUCUGUCAGUACCAGCCCUCCAAACCAAUGGCGACCUAAAUCUGACCCAGGUUGGCACCUCUCGGCAUUUUUUACAUCGGAUACUAUUUCCAGCAUUAGUUGUACCCAGAUCCUCCACAACCACUUAUGGAGACAGGGCCUUUUCCAUCGCAGCCCCAAAACUAUGGAACAGUUUGCCAGUUAAUUUAAGAGAAUCUAACUCAAUCAACUUGUUCAAAUCUAAAGUUAAGACACACCUCUUUCAAGAGGCAGUUUUAUAGACUUUUAUACUUCGUAAUUCAAUGGUCUUUUCCCCUUAUAACUAAAAUUUUGAUCUAGACAAGUCUAGACAAAAAUUUUAUCACAGCUUGAAAGCGCAUCACAAAAUUAGUAAUAUUCCAAAGUUUCGUUGCGAAAUGUUGUAAAAUGCGGAUAAUAUAGCCUUGCGAAAUUUGCAAUUUUCAGUCAUUUUGUAUUACAAACGGGAAAUUGAUGCCCCGACACCCGAUUGGGCUGUCAAUUUCCCAUGCGUAAUACAACAUGACUGAAAAACGGCAAACUUCGCAAGGCUAUAUUAUCCGCAUUUUACAACAUUUCGCAACGAAACUUUGGAAUAUUACUAAUUGUCGUGAAGAUAACUGUACUGAGAAGAACUGGAUUGAGGCCAAACGUUGACAGGUUGGCAUUUAGUCGUCUUUGCCGAGUGCCGACCUCGUUUUCGAGGGUCCUAGUGAUCCAGUAAGGACGAUCCCUUAGCACGAUCCAGUAAGAGCCACCAGAGCCAUAACAGAAUAGUAGAAGUCAGAAUUGAAUCUCUCUGGAUCACCAAUUAUUCAUCUGCAUUUAUUUUCUGAUUUUUCCCAACCAUCUAGUUCCUCCCAAUGAGCCGUUGAAUUUAAAAAUCAGAGAGAUUACUUCAACAUCUCUUCAAAUACUCUGGCAUCCUGGCUUCAAUGGAUAUAGUCCUAUCACUUCGUACAAGUUAGAAAUUCGUAGAAACUCUACUCCUGUCUGGAGCACAGUUUCAGAGCGGAUAAAGUCAGAGAAUUACACUGUGGACUAUUUGAAACCUUAUACAGUGUAUCAUCUCAGAGUGCUUGCUGAAAAUAAGAUCGGAUGGAGUCGACCCAGUGAGAGAGUUUGGAAUCGUACGGGAGAAGACUGUAAGUAUAGAUUAAACGUGAUUAAUUUCCCAAUCAGUGAAAUUGAUCCGCACAUGAAUCGCUGAACAGAAAAGAUUGCCCUUACGCUAAUCUAUUUAUUGUUACCAUUUUAGCUCCAUCCAGCCCAACUGGUCUCCAAUGCCAGACAAUCAAUUCCAGUACGAUAUUCCUAACCUGGAACAAACCAUCUCUACCCAAUGGUAAACUUCGAAAAUACAAUAUCCAAUACAGUAACCAAAGCAACCACGCUGACGUCAGCACAGCAUCAAUGACCCGCUAUAUCCGCGGACUACAGCCAUUCACGUGGUACACAUUUCGUAUACAAGCCGCCACUGGAGGAAAUCCUGUGUUGUUGUGGGGGAAUUAUUCUUCCUACGUGAGCUGUCGAUCUGGGCAAGCAGGUAUUUCGAGGGUCUGAGUGUACGUUAAGACGCUAAUGGGGUGGGAAGGCCCCGGUAAUUCUCUCACAAACUUUAAAGUAAUGCUUAAUCUAUAGGGUCAUCUGGAGAAAAACUGUAACAGUAAUGCAUAAAUUGUCUCGAAAAUUUUUUUUCGUCUUUGGUUUUUGUUGAUGGAGAUUUCGAACGAAACUAUAAACAUGUUUUAGACCUAAACAGGGAGCAGUUGCGAAAAAUGCAACCACAGGACCUAUGGCAGGAAUCACUGAGCUGUACCACAAGAGCCCUGUACCACAAGAGCCCAGAAAGCCCUGCGAUCACUGAGCUGUACCACAAGAGCUAAGGGGUCACUCAUUAUUUAUGGCCGGGGGGGGGGGGUGAAGAGAAAAUGGGUGGGUAAACAAAAUUUUAUGGGUGGAAAUGGGUGGGUUGAAUAAAAAUGCACCAAGCCAAAGGGUGGGUAAAGUAAAAAUCAUUAAGUCAGAAAAUACUAAAAUAUCAAUUCAAGAUAUUAUUUGUUUUAUUAAGAACAAAUAAAUAUCAUUUACUGAUAUCGAUUUGCAAAGUAUUCCAUUUGAACCUGCCCGAUAACAGUCAUGAAAAAGUUACAGAGUUCAUAUAUACUUGUUGGCUUUUUUGCCCUCUCAAAAACUGAAAUAAGUCAAUUUAGCUUUUAAAUAAGUAAAUUGACAAAUUGCCCGUUCAGUUUUUCUGUGGAUUAGGUUUGUGGAAGGAUAUAUAAUGUGGAAGGGUUUAUAACAAGAUUAAAUUAAUUUUAAAACUCUUUCAUUUUCGUUUUAAAACUUUCGCUUUGUUCAUAGUACUAACUUUUAUAAAAAAGAUAGAAUAGAAUAAAUUUUAGAAAUUGGAUUUAGAUGUUUCUUCUAUUUUUUUCAGCGCCAAUAGAUGCCCCAAGGAACUUGAUGGUGCAGUCAUCAGGACCUCAUUCUAUCUGGGCCAGAUGGCAGGUAUAUAAAACUUACGAAAUUUUUGUAGCUGUUACGGUUAACAUGCAUGUAUGUGGGUAUUAAUGCUUGUUUCAGUUUACGAAAGCAUGGAAUAGAACAAAGGUAACUAUAAGCAUUAAACUGAAUUAAAUCAGCUGCACUAGCGAACAACGCUUAUACUGUACAUAAUUCGAUGUACAUAUUACUUUCUAGAAAAUUCCCAUUGGGUCUGAAAAUGGCAUUGUCAUUGGUUAUUAUCUCCAGUACAAGACCCCGUGGGAUGUAAAUUAUACACGUAUAUUCAUCGCUGGGAAUGAUACAUUGCAAUACAAUAUAACUGGGCUGUUUCCAUGGACUAACUAUACAGUUCAGAUUGCCGCCAUCACAGUGGCACUGGGACCAUGGACGUUGCUAAGGGCAUCGGAGACAGACGAGAGUGGUAAGUAGGGAUAUGUUAGGAUAGUGGCAAAUUACUCCCUUGGUUUCACUACAUUUCUUUCAUUAGGUUUCCCCGUAGUAACACUGGAUCAACAAGAGAUGAUUCUUACUGAACCUCUAGGAAGAACAGUUUAGAACUGAUCAGAGCUAUCCAGUAUAAAUAAAGUUAGUUUUAGUUUAGGUUUCCUCCUGUACGUAGUAACACUGGACAAUAAGGGAUGACUCUUACGGGAACUCUAGGGAGAACAGUAUAUAACUGUAUAAAUAAUAUUUUACAGUUCCAUCCGGACAGCCAAGUAAUGUCGUUGUUAAAGCAAUCACUUCGAACAGUCUAUCAGUCUGCUGGAACCCACCACCGUUGGAAAAUCAAAAUGGUGAAAUACGUGGUUACAUGGUGUUAUAUGGUGUGGCAGACUCUACUGGAGUAAGCUGGAAUCUCACUACAAAUGAGACGAGCGUAGAGCUAUCUGGGUUGAUGAUAUUUACCAGUUAUAUGGUGAGAGUGAGGGCAUUCACUGAUGUUGGGUUUGGACCGUAUAGUGAUGAAGUUGUGAAUAAAACUUUAGAAAGUU